UAUUGAUCCAGCUUUGCGUUACAAGACAGAGGAGAGGCGCAUAUCUCUCCGGCUGAAAAGUCUCAGGCCGAAAUCGUCGAUAGACUUCAGCCAGUGAGUCAUGAUGGGAAGGUGCUACAACCUUAUCUCAGCUGUCAUCUUUGCAUCCACAACCGACGAGGCAUCCACUUGUCUCAUCGCCUCAUAAAAAGAUAAUAUCUUUUUGAGAUUCGACAUUGAGUUAUCAUUCUUUGAUAAUAGACGACAGAAUCUCAUCUUAACCUCAUCUAAUCUUACAACAAUCAAUUCAUUGGACUUGAGGAGCGAUAUCCAGGCUACCAAUCAGAGAAAUUCACAAGACACCCAUAAAAUGUCAACUCACGACAACACCGAGAUCAUACCGGCAGCUUUAAAACCAGGCGAUACAAUAGCCCUCCUCUCCCCCUCCUCCCGUCUCAACGACAUCUUCCCCCUCCGCAUCUCCCGCGCAACCACUGCCCUCGAAGUCCUAGGCUUCAAAAUAAAAUCCAUCUACACCUCCCUUCCCACCCCCUGUUCCCACCACCAACAAAUCCACCACCGAGUCCAAGAACUGCACUCCGCAUUCACCGACCCCUCAAUCCGCGCCAUAAUCAGCACCAUCGGCGGCCUCUCCUCCAACGAGCUCCUCCCCUUCAUAGAUUGGGAUCUCAUCCGCACGAACCCGAAGAUCUUCGUCGGGUAUUCGGACAUCACGCUUUUGCAUCUUGGGAUCUUUGCUCAGGCGGGAUUGAGGACUUUUUAUGGACCUGCUGCUAUCACGCAGUUUGCGGAGAUUCCGGAGCCGUUGGGGUUUACUGUUGAGCAUUUUUUGCAUGUCCUCUCCCCGCGGACAGAAGAUGUUGGGAAGCCGGUGGGUAGGAUGCCGAGGAGCGAGGUGUGGACGGAUGAGUUUGGGGAUUGGGGGAAUGAGGAUAAGGAGCUGAAAGCGAGGAAACUGGAGAGGAAUGAUGGGUGGAAAUGGUUGAGAAAAGGCGAAUGCGAGGGUAGGAUGACGGGGGGUUGUUUACCUUCUCUUCUUCAGUUGGCGGGGACGAGGUAUUGGCCUUCGUUCCAGGGUAAGAUUUUGUUGCUUGAGAAUCCGGAGGGUGAGAGACCGGAUGGACCGUUGCCGUUGGAGCAGAGUAGGAGUUUGAUGGCGGAUUUGGUGAAUGUUGGGGUGUUGGAUGAGAUUUCUGGGCUGGUGGUUGGGAGACCGACAGGGUAUCAAGGGGAGGAAUUGAAAGGUUAUGAAAAGGUGGUGUUGGGGAUCUGUUCUGGGGUCAAGGAAGAUGGGACGGAGAGGAACUUUCCGAUUCUGUUUGGAGUUGAUGUCGGGCAUACGGAUCCGAUGCUUACGGUUCCGCUGAAUGCGAUGACGAGGUUGUCGUCUGAGGAGGAUGUGUGGGAAGUAUUGGAACCGUCUGUGAGCUAAAUUCAAUUUUCAUGAAAUCCUUCUGCAGAGAAUUAUACACCAUCUAAUCAUGUUAUACCUCCGAAGGAGAAGUCCACUACAGCUCUACUUUUUCGACAUCUUCUUAAACUGCAUGAACUGUUUGAAUGCCUCCAUAUCGUCC
Messenger RNA from Mollisia scopiformis, 1574 nucleotides. RefSeq names its product peptidase S66, LD-carboxypeptidase A. The record is from RefSeq and is a predicted model, not a curated record. The transcript has 2 exons. The coding region runs from base 350 to 1432 and encodes 360 amino acids. Lineage: Eukaryota; Fungi; Ascomycota; Leotiomycetes; Helotiales; Mollisiaceae.